Sturnus vulgaris (Common starling) is the source of this 651-nucleotide messenger RNA. The record is from RefSeq and is a predicted model, not a curated record. Lineage: Eukaryota; Metazoa; Chordata; Aves; Passeriformes; Sturnidae.
AUGGGUCCCGGAGCCAGGAUCCAUGAGCAGGAAAAAAUCCGUCAGUGGAUAAACAGAACCUCCUCCCUCCUGGCGUUCCCGCUGCUGUCGCUGCCCCGCCGCCAGCGCACGCUGCUCGUGCUGUGCGGGCCGGCCCAGAACGGCGCCCUGGGGCUGGUGUGUGCCCGCCACCUGCGCACCUUCGAUUACGAGCCCACCAUUUUCUACCCCAAGCGCUCCCCGGACCCUCUGUUCCGCGAUUUCACCACGCAGUGCGAGAAGAUGGACAUCCCCUUUCUGUCCUACCUCCCCACCGAGGUGCAGCUCAUCAAUGAUGCUUACAACGCCGUGGUGGACGCGGUGCUGGGAGCUGAGGUGGCCGAGGUGGCCCAGGGGACAGAGCCGUGCGCGGCCAUGCUGGCCACGCUCAGGCACAUCCGAAUCCCCAUCGUCAGCCUGGAUGUCCCCUCAGGCUGGACGGCCGGCCCUGGUGACAGCGGUGACAUCAGCCCGGCCGUGCUGGUGUCGCUGGCGGCCCCCAAGGAGGUGGCGCGGCGCUUCCAGGGACGGCGACAUUUCCUGGCCGGGCGCUUCGUGCCCGAGGAGCUGCGGCGGAAAUUUGGGAUCAGCCCGGCCGAGUACCCGGGCAGCGACUGCGUGGUGGCCCUGUGA